This is a messenger RNA of Macrobrachium nipponense, 3586 nucleotides long. RefSeq names its product Y+L amino acid transporter 2-like. Gene Ontology annotation, cellular component: membrane. Gene Ontology annotation, biological process: amino acid transmembrane transport. NCBI's taxonomy places the organism in Eukaryota, Metazoa, Arthropoda, Malacostraca, Decapoda, Palaemonidae. The record is from RefSeq and is a predicted model, not a curated record. Bases 896 to 2440 code for a protein of 514 amino acids. Gene Ontology annotation, molecular function: L-amino acid transmembrane transporter activity. The transcript has 11 exons.
UAAACGUAAAACGAGACAGUAGUUGUCAGUUGAGUGUGAGAAGUGGUGGUGAACGGUUGUAUACGCUCUUUCCUUCCCGUGGCUGAGUGAACCUCGCUUCCUUUUUCGAGUUAUAGCCAGGGGGCCGUGCAGUGAACGUUUACCCACGGUACUCCAGACGAUAAGGUUUUAAAAUGAAUACUCUGAUGUCAAGUGAAUUGUACCCGUUUCAAUUCGUGUUUGAUCUACUCACGUUACGGGCUGCUCUAGGAGCAAAACCCCCCGUGCUGGCAUAAGGCCAGCUCAUUCUAAAACAACAUCACGAUAAUCUCGUCACAGGAAGAUAGUUACGUGGCGCUAAAAGCAAUUGCCGUUGUGAAACUUGAAUAUUUGGUCUUGCGUAAAGAGGAUCCCAUCAGAGACUUCAGAACUGAAAGCGGCGCUGCGCGGGACAUUCCCAAGAGCAUCGGUCUUCCAGAAAUAUAACAAGAAGAAUAAGAAAGAUCUCAGACCUACGCAGCAAAGGUCGGCCUGUACCUGUGCGUCUUGAUCUUCGUAAUGCUCCGUAACUGAUCCUCGUGAGCUCUUGGGGUCCUUUUGAAGUCAUCUUUCGCAGAAGGAUUAACCUAGUCGAAGCAAAGAAAGAUUGCUAAUUAACUUUCAGAAAGUCUGAAGUUGCCAGAUAAUAGCUUCGUGAUUCCACGCAAAUUACGCAGAUAUUUAUGAAGCCCAGAUUAUAGGACCGACCUUAUCUCAGGCACCGAGUCCUCCACCCUCCGGAAUACCCCCAAAUCCCGAUGACUGUCCACAGCUGAUAGCCCGGAUGUUGAUAGAGGGGGAGUUCCGAGGCCAUCUCUAGUCACCGCAGAUUGUUUACAUUCAUCGCCUGGCCUGGGAAGACGCCGGUGGCGUUACCAUGGCAACCGCAGGGGACGUCGCGCAAUCUUCCCCCGAGGAGACCCAGCCUCUGAGAGGCGCAGCAGCAGAGAAGGAUGAUGCCCCGGGCCCUUCGUACGGGGGCACGGGCGAGGCGCAGGGCGGUGGUUCUCCUCCCGACGCGGGCGUGAGGCUGAAAAAGGAGCUGGGUCUCAUGGACGGCGUCGGCAUCAUCGUCGGGAUCAUCAUCGGCUCCGGCAUCUUCGUGUCUCCCAAGGGCGUGCUCGAGUACAGCGGCAGCGUGGGCGUGGCCCUCGUCGUGUGGGGCGUUUCGGGGCUGCUCUCCAUGGUCGGGGCGUUGUGCUACGCCGAGCUGGGAACGAUGAUCCCGAAGAGCGGCGGGGACUACGCCUACAUCCACGAGGCCUUCGGGCCCUUACCUGCCUUCCUGUACCUGUGGGUGGCGCUGGUCAUCAUCAUGCCCACGGGCAACACCGUCAUCGCCCUCACCUUCGCCAACUACAUCCUCCAGCCGCUCUUCUCCAACUGCGACUCACCCCCGGACAUCCCCAUAAGGCUCAUCGCUGCCGUUGUCAUCUGCUUCCUGACGUGGGUCAACUGCACCAACGUGAAAUGGGCCACCAAAGUCCAAGACGUCUUCACUGCGUCGAAGAUCUUCGCCCUGAUCAUCAUCAUCGGCGCCGGCGUCUACCACCUGGCCACGGGAAACGUCGAUAACUACCGGAAGCCCUUCGAAGGCACCAACAUGGACGUCGCGGCCUUCGCCACGGCCUUUUACCAGGGCCUCUUCUCCUUCGCUGGGUGGAACUACCUCAACUUUGUCGUGGAGGAAUUGCAGGAUCCUUACAGGAACCUCCCCAGGGCCAUCAUGAUUUCGCUGCCUCUCGUCACCAUCAUCUACUUCCUGACGAACCUGGCCUAUUUCGCCGUCCUGACGCAAUCGGAGAUGCUGGCUUCGAAUGCAGUAGCUGUGUCGUUUGGAAACCGGAUGCUGGGAGUGAUGGCCUGGACCAUGCCCUUCUUCGUCGUGUGCUCCACCUUCGGCAGCUUGAACGGAGGGAUCUUCGCCUCCUCCCGCCUGUUCUUCGUGGGCGCCAGGCAGGGCCACUUGCCGCAGAUCCUGGCUCUGAUCAACAAGGACAACUACACGCCAGUGCCUUCUCUGCUCUUCCUGGGCUUCAUGACGGUGUUCAUGUUGAUAUCUUCGGACGUCGCGGUGCUGAUCAAUUACAUUUCGUUCUCCGAGUCGGCCUUCAUCCUGACGUCCAUAGCGGCUCUCCUGUGGCUCCGUUAUAAGGAGCCAGACAGACCCAGGCCGAUCAGGGUGUGGAUCGGAUUCCCAAUCCUGUUUUUCGUCAUAUGCCUCUUCCUGGUGGUGCUGCCCAUAAUCCAGAGGCCCAUCGAGCUGGGCGUGGCAAUCCUCGUGAUCUCUGUUGGAGUUCCUGUGUACUACGUCUGCAUCCACCGUGAGAAAAAGCCACCUUGCCUCGAGAACUUCAUGGACAACGUAACCCGCACGACGCAGAUAUUAUGCAGAGGCCUCCCUGAGGAGAAGCACGAGUAACUUCUUAUUUAUUCUGUGAGAAUGUGGUGGUAUGAGAAGACGAAGCUCUGUCAGUCAAUGUAAGGUUUAUAUCCAGUGCCUUUUGUAUCUUUAGUCCAAACGGUCGUGUGUCGUGGGAGAGAUGACAAGGUUGUUGUCAUUGAAUUGUGGAAACUGUAUCAAAAAUAUCAAGAGAAUUGUUAUUUUUAAGGAGUAUUUUUUAUAUAAUGUUACGUCUGAAUUAGGUAGAUACGUGGUAGAUACUUGGCAUUGUAGUAUAUUUUUAUACUUGUUAACAAGAUGAUUAAACGGCUGAAAAUUAGCAUUGCUCAUGUGACACUGUUAUCAACCAUGGAUUCGUAAUUUUGGAACGACUGCUUUUAAUAUGACAGUCGUAGAAUUUUCUUGUGUAGAUAAAGACAAUUCAAGGAAAUGUAUUGAAGGAUGUACCUUUGUGCCUUUACCUGUACAGGGUAGUACACACUUUCAAACAUGUUUUUGUAUGAGGUGCACCCUUCUGGUUUUAAAAGAGUACACAUAUUCGUGUAUGAAAUGCACCUUUCUGUCCUAAAAUGUUUUCUCACCUUCACACAUGUCCUUGUAUAAGGUGUAUCUUCCUUUCUUGCAAAGGUUUCACACCUCUGUAUACGUGUUCCUGUGAAAGGUGCACCUUUCUGGGUGGAGAAGGGUACUACUGACACCUUCAGACAUGAUCCACCGAGGUGAAAGGAGAUAAUUCCAUCCUAAAGUCAUUCCAAAUAUGUUUUUUUUUCAGUGUUUGCCCUUGUGUGAGAAUCUUAUUGCCCGUAAGUUGGGUUUAGGUGCUUUGGUGCUCAAUUUCGCUCUACCAAGUCUUCCUUUUAGGUGAAAUAAGAGAUUUUCUGAAUGGUGAGUGGUCACGGGGGAGUAGUAUCCUUUGAACCAGGAAGAGGAGGGUUAACUGUGUGCCAGAAAGCUGACUUGACAUUUAAACUAACAGUUGAUGUUUUCAUUAAAAUAAAGACAUAUAGUUUAAUUAUGUAGGAUUUAGAGUGUGUCCAGAGAAAGUCUGCUUUUUAAAACUACAGAAUUUAACGGCAACUAUUGGAGAUUUGUCUGUAUUGUUUGUGCAGUUACUGUAAGUGAGGAGGCCAUGUUGAAAGGCAAGGAAUUCAUUUUAUAAUUUUU